This is a messenger RNA of Entrophospora sp. SA101, 597 nucleotides long. Lineage: Eukaryota; Fungi; Glomeromycota; Glomeromycetes; Entrophosporales; Entrophosporaceae. The record is from the annotation of a GenBank genome assembly.
AUGAAUGUAGGAAGUGGUGGAGGGGAUGGUGGGAGUGGAGUUGGUGGAAAAUCAUCAGGUUCUUCAAGGAUACUGUCAGACGGACAACUUUUCAUUGAACAAGUUAGGAAAAGUUCCAGAACUCCGCUUGUUAGUGUCCUGCUACAUGGACCUCCUAGUAGUGGUAAAACAGCAUUGGCGGCCACAAUGGCGAUGGCAUCAGAAUUUCCUUUUAUCAAAUUAAUUUCACCAGAAAGUAUGGUUGGAUAUUCAGAAUCAGCUAAAAUGACUGCAAUAAACAAGGUGUUUAAUGAUUCUUAUAAAUCACCAUUAAGUGUCAUAGUCAUGGAUAACAUUGAAAGAUUACUAGAUUGGGUACUAUUGGACCAAUAUUUUUUAAUUCCAUCUUACAAACAUUAUUGGUUUUACUCAAAAAAAGACCUAAAUGGGUUCUUCAACAAAUUGGAUAUGUCGGAUUGUUUCAAUUCUGAAAUUGAAGCACCAAAUAUUGUUGAUUUGAGUUCAAUUGAACUUGUAUUCAAAAGAUUGCCAUUAUUCAAUAAUGAUGAAAAAGAACAAUCACUUGAAACUCUUAACAAAAUCACCCUAUUCAAAUAG